AUGGUAACCAGAGGCAAAGGCAUCCUUCCUCCUUUAAAAGUUGGUGACAAUGUGCUGGUGUCAAUCCCGUCGGUAGAUCGAGGGCGAGGAGAUGCAGCCAACCUUCUUGCAGUUAUCAUCGAAGAAAAAGAUGGUAAAUUUCGUAUAAGGACUAAAGAAGGGAUUUUAAGCACAUGGCUGGAACGGAACAGUCUGGCAGCUACAAAGUACUGUUCUCUAACGACUGCAGACGUUCAACAAAAUGAAUAUUCAUUACGGGAACUUGUUAGAUUGGGGUCAAUUGGGACCGGACAAGGCUAUCGACGUUGUACUUGUCGUACAAAUUGCACAUGUAAAAAAAAUAAUAUGAUGUGUAAUUUGGCGUGCCACCCAGGCUAUACUUGUCAAAAUGUUUAA
This is a messenger RNA of Rhopalosiphum maidis (corn leaf aphid), 396 nucleotides long. RefSeq lists its product as uncharacterized. The record is from RefSeq and is a predicted model, not a curated record. The transcript has a single exon. Bases 1 to 396 code for a protein of 131 amino acids. Lineage: Eukaryota; Metazoa; Arthropoda; Insecta; Hemiptera; Aphididae.